Molecule: messenger RNA, 1278 nt
Organism: Strongylocentrotus purpuratus (purple sea urchin)
Lineage: Eukaryota; Metazoa; Echinodermata; Echinoidea; Camarodonta; Strongylocentrotidae
Exons: 5
Coding region: 169-1092 (307 amino acids)
Source: RefSeq, a predicted model, not a curated record
AUAAAGACAGCAACAUUUUUGUGACGGCAUCAUUACAGUGUCGUGUAGCUGCUGGUUCGUAAAGCAUCAAUAUACUGCAUAAUAAGGCACUCCUCUCAAACUCUUGUCGUACGUGUCGGAAUAGAAAGUAGUUCAUUGCCGAGCAGGAGAAAGUCGCAAACAGUCACGAUGUCGAAAACGAGUGAUCCCGUCUAUAUCUUCCUGGCUUUCUUCGUCCUGAUUGAGUUCAUCGGCGUCGUUAUCGUCAACACCAUCGGGUCCUUACCUGUUGACCCAGGUUGGUUCCUGAAUACGACGGGGGACCUCUCGGACAAGUACGCCAUCUCUAUCACCCCAGCUGGCUGGGCCUUUAGCAUCUGGGGUGUCAUCUACAUCUGGCAAGCAAUCUGGAUCAUCUAUGUCAUCGUCAACAUCUUCAGGACCAACAAGUUUGGCAAGGUGUACCUGAACCCCUCCAUCGUCCCCCCUGCCUUGCUGGCUAUCUACGCCGUCAACCUCGUACUCAACGUCACCUGGUUGUUUACAUGGGACAGACAGUACCUCAUCGUCUCUCUCGUUGUCCUCGCACUGAUCGCAUUCACCAACUAUGUAUGUGUCAUCAUCAACCUCAGAGCGGUUGAUAAGCAUAUAGAACAGUUGUGCAAAGAUCACAGGGUUGAUCUAUGGCUGAACAGCUUUUUCAUCACAAAUGGUAUCCUCGUCUACGCGACCUGGACCACCAUCGCCACUCUCCUCAACCUCAGCACGGUUUUAACCUACUCCGCCGACCUCGAGGAAGAAGUCGCCUCUCUCAUCUGUCUCUCCAUCCUCACCGUCGAGCUCGUCCUCUACUUCGUCGUCGAUAUCUUCCUCCUCGAGCGCCACCUACGCUCGGCCUUCAUGGUCUAUCCCGUCGUGAUCAUGGCCUCGAUAUCCGCACUCUUCAACAACUGGGACCCGAACAGGAGCGUGUCUAUCUUCACCGCGGUGAUCGUCGGCCUGGCGUGCGCUGCUCUUGUGGGCAAGGUGAUCAAAGGACUCACGUGCUGUUGUCGUAAGGAUCAAACCACCGUAGCUAACAGUGACAAAAUGCCGAUGCAGGAUGUUGCCUGAGUGAUCGACCUCAUUUCGGAAUUUCGAAGCAAUCGACUGUUUUAAUUGCUUUUGAACGUAGACUAGUGUCUAAUCUUUGGAAUUGUCCAUUAAAGGUACUAUGUCCCUUUUGCAGCCAACCUCAAAUUCUGUAGAACUUUGCAGGAAUUAUGAAUAUGUCAUGUAUGUCCAUCUGUGAAAUUUAAA